Molecule: messenger RNA, 760 nt
Organism: Pelagomonas calceolata
Lineage: Eukaryota; Pelagophyceae; Pelagomonadales; Pelagomonadaceae
Source: the annotation of a GenBank genome assembly
AUGACGGCCGAAGCCGCCGCGUGGCCCUGGCGCGUCGCGCUCGAGACGCUCGGGCACGACGCCGCUGCGGCGCCGCCCCACACGCUGGCGAAACUCAUCGAGGGCGAGAAGCUGCCAUGGGUCGUCGCGCGCGUCGAGAAGGCGCUGCGCCGCGAAGACGACGCCGCCGACGCCGUCUUCGUCCUCGGCGACGACUCGGGCGCGACGAUGGUCGCGCAGUUCUCCACGCGCGCCGCGGCCCAGGCGGGCGGCGAGGUCCGCGCGGGCUCAGUCGUCGCGGUCCGCCGGCCGGCGACGCUCCGCGGCGCCGGCGACGACGCGUGUCUCGUCGUCGACGCGCCGGACCUCGUUGUCGCGGUGCCGCCCGACGCGCCGCCCCCCGUGCACGCGCGGCGGCGCGGCCGGCCGGCGCGGGCGAUGCCGCCGCUUCCGGACCCGGACCCGGUCCCGGUCCAGGCCCCGCCGCGACGCGCGGCGCCGUCGCCGCGACGCGCGGCGCCGUCGCCGCCUCGCCCGGCCGAGCGGACUCGCCCUCGUCCGGCCGCCGCGGCGCCCGCCGCGGCGCCUCGACGCGCGUCGACGACGGAGACCGGUGGCGACGACCUCGUCGAUGCGCUCCUCGACGGGGGGCGACUGCUGACCCAGCAGGACGCGCCCCCUCGGCAAUUGGCGCCUGACGGCGGCGGUGACGACGUCGACGCGCUCCUCGACAGCUUCGGCUGCUAAGGUGGCUAGUAGAUAGUCUAUUAUUCAAGUUCUC